GAUGAACUCGAUCGCCCACAAAAUUCUGCCAGGUAGUUUGUUCAUGAUCUCUGGCGCUUUGUGAGCAUACUGUUUGCAUUGUUAGACCGGAGAAAUGGCGCAUCUGAAUCUCUUAUUGGAUGAUGAAAGGUCCUACACUGUGCCUCGAGAAUCAUCUGAUAUCGAAGGAUUUUGUGAUGGAUAUGCCCUGCGACGACAUAAAUUCGAAGACAAGGCAAUCGAGGGUUCUCUACAAUGUCGCGAAGACUGGUUGAAAUACAUAGGUCCAAUUGAACGCUGGGGCUGCAACAGCCCAUGGGAAGGACAUUUUGGAACAGUGGUUCUCCCACUUUGUAAACCAGAGAGACUGGGGGUUAUUUCAUAUAUUUUCGAAUACGCCUUUCUUUAUGACAAUGUUGUCGAAUCAGCAGCCAAGUCCACUUGGAACCCUCAUGGCGACGAUAUUUCUCUCGAUGAUACAGAAUAUCGGACGGUAAAAUCAGUUAUCGGAACCAAGCAAAUACAGUCCAAAAUGCUCUUGCAACUGCUCUCCAUUGACGCACCAUGUGCAGAGGUUGUGAUUGACUCAUGGAAGACCAUGGUUUCUACGACUGCAAAGCAGGACAAAUCUCGCAUAUUUGAGAAUCUUGAUGAAUACGUGGAUUAUCGGAUUAUAGACACAGGCGCCCCGUUUGUCGAUACGCUGAUGCGUUUUGGGAUGGGUAUUCGACUCACUCCUGAAGAAGAGGAGAGACUUUCUUCAGUAGUCAAACCUUGCUAUGCCGCCUUGGGGUUGGCAAAUGAUUACUUCUCAUUUGAUGUUGAAUGGGAGGAUUUCCGGUCAGGGCGUUGCGGCGAGAGCACCAUGACGAACCUGGUUUGGCUCUUUAUGAAAUGGUACCAGAUCGAUGCAGCUGAAGCGAAAAGCCGUGUCAGAGAAGUAACCAAUGGGUACGAAGAGGAAUUUAGGAAACGAAAAGACGCAUUCUUGGCAGGAGAAGGAAAAGGAAAUAUCAAGCUGGCCACCUACUUGAGGGCCUUGGAAUAUCAAAUCCCAGGAAAUGUUGCCUGGAGCAUUCGAUGUCCCCGCUACCACCCUGGACUCUGCGAUGAGGCGAGCCUCAUGUUGCAAAGAAAUAAAGAAAAAGGCUUGAAUACGAUUCAGAAAGAUGACAAUACGGGGCAAGAAACCUCUGCAGGGAACAUAACCAGACACUCGAGUAUCUCCGAAAACAGUAUAUCAAAUGAGUCUUUUAGUUGGUCUGACUCUUCGUCGCGAUCUUCGAUAUCGUCCAGUCCGUCAAAAGAUGAAGAUCGACGGCUCUUGGAGCAGACAAAACUAGGCAGUGAGCAUCUUCUUGGACCAGCAGAUUACAUUAGCUCUCUUCCUUCCAAAGGAAUCCGGGAGGCAUUUAUUGACGGACUAAAUGUCUGGUUCACUUUACCACCCCAUCUUAUCAACCAAUUCAAGUCCAUUACGCAGACUAUGCACAAUGCGUCAUUAAUGCUAGAUGACAUCGAAGAUGCAUCCCCUCUCCGCCGCGGUCAACCAGCAACUCAUGUAAUAUUUGGAGCCGGACAAACUAUCAAUUCUGCAAACUUCCUUUUGUUACAGGCUGCCGACCAAGUGAGACAGCUCGACAACCAACGAUGUUGGGAUAUAUUCAUGGAAGAGACCCAGAACUUGUUCAUCGGACAAAGUUUCGAUCUGUAUUGGACCAGGCAUGGGAAAUGCCCCUCGCAGGAUGAAUAUCUUGCAAUGAUCAGUCAGAAAACCGGUGGUCUUCUUCGACUGAUAACACGGAUGAUGAUGCAGAAGGCGAAAACAGGGCAUAGUUGCUCCUUGGAUUCAUUAGCUACUCUGCUGGGUCAGUUUUUCCAAAUCCGCGACGAUUACAAAAAUCUAACAGAAGAGUAUGCUGAGAAAAAGGGUUUUUGCGAGGAUCUCGAUGGAGGGAAGUUUUCUUUCCCGUUGAUUCACGCCUUGACGUCUCCUCCUGGAGACUUCCAGCUGCAGGGAAUCCUCCAGGUCUCACGGACGUCAGGGGGUCUACAUGUGCCUCUGAAGCAGUUUGUGCUCGAUCAUCUGCAGAAAGCUGGGAGUAUGAAGUACACUGAGCAGACACUAGCGUCUUUGUCACAGAGGAUAGCAGACUCUAUCGCAGCGUUGGAAGAUGAAACGGGGCAUUGCAACUGGGUGUUGAGGCUUUUGAACCACAGGUUGAAAAUAAAAUGAGAUGUUUGAGCCUGUAGUAAGUAAUAGAAGACCAAUAAACAUUGACGCCAUCCGGAGAGAGACGUGUAAUCCUGGUAUAUUAAGACUCCGUAAGAUUUAUGAAUCGGCCACACAAGUACGAUUCCUAAUGAAGGCAUCACAUAAUGUGAAUUGGAUUAGUACUUCGCAAGGAACUAGGGGGACUAAGUAAGGACACAAAGCAAAAGCAGAUAUGUCAUUGCCUUUCAGUUCUAGUUAACAGAGACGAGG
This is a messenger RNA of Paecilomyces variotii, 2464 nucleotides long. Its product is annotated as geranylgeranyl pyrophosphate synthase. Gene Ontology annotation, biological process: isoprenoid biosynthetic process. The record is from RefSeq and is a predicted model, not a curated record. Lineage: Eukaryota; Fungi; Ascomycota; Eurotiomycetes; Eurotiales; Thermoascaceae. Gene Ontology annotation, molecular function: prenyltransferase activity. The coding region runs from base 95 to 2215 and encodes 706 amino acids. The transcript is spliced from 9 exons.